GAAGGAAGUCAUAAUCUCUGUAUCUUGGCUGUUGAGAGAGUUUUUGGGCCUUCCUUUCAUUCCAAACGUCAUAUUCAGAGUGCGUGUUUUAGUAAAGACUGCGAAACUCGCGAAGUUUAGCCGGGUUAAAUCUUCACUUUUGAACAUGUGCAAAGCGGCUUAGAUAUUAGUGAAUAACUAUUGAUAUAGUAUGUAGCACAAACGGACGUCGGAUUUUCUGCCACUACGAUGCUAGUGUUGGCCUUCUUGUUGGUAUAUGUGCCAUCUUGGAAUGUACAUGUAGUUACAUCCACGGAGUGGCUUAAACGUUGGAUUACAACUUGAACCUGUUAUUUCUUCUACCUUGUAGCUUUCAAUCUGUAUUAUACGUACAAUCUAAUUUACUUCCCAGCUAUGUAGAUUUUUUCCAAACCGGAUAGUUGUUAUGGAAGCCACGCAAUAAAAUAUUUCAAGUAAAUUUUAAACACGUUAACUAAACGGCUAAUGACGUUUAAAUCGUGCCUUCUGGUGCAUUUUCUCUGCCUGAAGUUACCCGAAAAAUAGUCAAUAAAACGUAUCCAGAAGAAACAAGAUGUGGAAGUAGGAAGAAGAGAACCGUUAGGGAUCGGAAAGUGUUGAGUCCUAAAUUUAAUUUGUUUCGAGAACACCGGACCCAGGUGCCACCAUUGACCCCAGGAACCAAUCAGAAAAUGACCCACGCUUUGACAGCUAGUUUUGCAAACUGGCAGAAAGAACAACAGAAUAACCUAAUUUCUAAAGACCCUCGAGAGUGGAAUGAAAUGGAUGUCACUCACUGGUUAAAUUGGGCAAUUCAGGAAUUCAGUCUGGAAGGAGUUAACCUUCAAAACUUUAAAAUGAAAGGGAGAGAGAUGUGUUCCCUGGGUAAAGAACCAUUUCUAGCACGUGCUCCACCAUUCAUGGGAGACAUCUUGUGGGAACACUUAGAAUUACUACAGAAAGAAGUGGACAAGGAAAGAGUUAAACUAGAAAACGUCCCUUCAAAUUUAUAUGAAUCCGUAUGUAUGCCGGAGUUUGACGAUUUUUUUCAACAAGGGAGCAGCUAUCCGUUGCCAGAAACAAAGGUUAUUCCUAUCAUGAACAACGGCACGUUAUCAAAUGGUAUCCCAGUCUCUAGUGGCCAGCAUUAUAUAGAAGGUGGGUAUAAUCACAUCACCAAGUCAAUACACACAUUGAAUGACAUGAACCACGAGGAGAUGGGCUUAAAUCAGCAGUUUGAUGACGGUCAAGAAUACGGGUUAGAGGCUAAUACCCCUCAUCCGGGCUGUUUGGACGCUAGUCCCGAGUUUUACCCAAGCCCCUCUACACCACUUAUGGUUCCAGAAAACAGCUAUCAGCAUAGCUAUCCUACGAAAAGCUACACAAGACUUCGGUACUCUCACGAGUUACUUUCUUCCGAAGGCUAUGUACCACAUCAUUAUGAACCACCUUUCCAAACUGUUCCACGAUCUCUCCACAGCCCAACUGAUCAUUGGUCGUCUGAAUUGGCAGGACAUCCUGGACCUCUAAGCAGUUCAUUUAUCCAUAAUAAUCAUCAUCUCCACCCAGCCUUUGCGGGGCUCUCUAUCCGAGACUCAAAUUCUACUCUGAAUCAGGAAAACCAAAUCCAAACCCAGAAUCACGGUCAGGGUCCUUUAACGGGAAGUGAUGAUACCAAGCCAAUCAUUCAAGCCGCUGUUCUCUCGGGUUACUCGGGGAGCGGACCAAUUCAAUUGUGGCAGUUCUUACUGGAACUUCUGACAGACAAGACUUGCCAGGGGUUCAUCAGCUGGACUGGUGAUGGUUGGGAGUUUAAACUAACUGACCCAGAUGAAGUAGCCCGUCGUUGGGGCAUUCGAAAAAACAAACCGAAAAUGAAUUAUGAAAAGUUAAGUCGUGGACUGCGAUAUUAUUAUGAUAAAAAUAUUAUUCACAAAACUGCUGGUAAGCGUUACGUGUAUCGUUUCGUGUGUGAUCUCCAGUCUCUCUUGGGUUACACACCCGAAGAGCUACAUGCCAUUGUUGACUUCAAUUCAGAGAAAAGAAAUGACGAGUAAAAAGUCAACGGCAAUCUGGUCAACAUAUUGCAUAUACAUUGCAAUUUUUAAACUUCACUUUAUUUUUAUUGACAAAAAUUGUUUCUCCUGUAAUUCAAGAACAAUAGAGAUAGAGAAUUUUGUUUUCUCCUCGACUGUUAUUGUUUCAGGAAGAUUUACAAACAUUUGUUGUUGGUUGUUUUUUUACUAUCAUUGCUUUGGUAGCUUUUGAAUUUAUGUUCCGUGAAAAUUCUUACUUUAUUUCAUUAACACACGAAGCUGUUAGCCUCGGUGAUUGGUUACAAAUCGCAGUAGCAGUUACACACGAAGCUAUUAGCCUCAGUGAUUGGUUACAAAUCGCAGUAGCAGUUACACACGAAGCUGUUAGCCUCAGUGAUUGGUUAAAAAUCGCAGUAGUAGUUUAUUUAGUAUUGAAAGUGGACGGCAACUAAAGACACAGCAAAUUCGUAAUCACGGUAAUCUUACACAGUCUUUGUUCAGUUAGAAGUGAUCAGUUAAGUGCCUUCAACUACUAACUCUUUAGAACUGCAUUGGUAAUAAAACUUUGUAAAUUACAUAAUUACGCUGUACAAGUUUGUCAAAUUUGUUACAUGUGUAUUUCAGAACGUGACCUGUACAACUAAGUAACUCAUGAAUUUCAGUAUUUUUUAUAACAUCUUUGAAACGAGGGCUAUGUGAUAAAAAUUGACGUUAGAUAUUAGACUUGUCAUUGAUUAAGAUUAGUUACAUUUUAUCAAUUAAGACAAAGUAUUUCAAAGGAUUUGAUUAUUAAUUAGGAGUUGGUUCUGUGGUUCAUUAGCUGUGUUCUGGUUGAUCUUAUUUCACUGUCAUUAUUCUCGUUGAUUUAUGCCAAUGUUCUUAUUCUAACUUUUAAGAAGAUAUUUUAAUUAAAACAUGUAAUUACCAACGAUAUCACUGCUCGUUGGAGUGGGGUAAAACCAUUGUGUAAAUAUGGGUACUGUCUUGCGCCUGGAUUAGGUUUUCCAAAGGAUUUCUUUUUUUUUUCCUUUUUUAUUAUUAAAAUGUGCAUUGUGGAAAUCGUUAGACAAUUAACUUUUAAAGAUCGAUUAAUAUUAUAGUAUUAUAAUGUUUUAACUAUUUUUGCACCCUUAAUGAUCUGUCUAUUUGUAAUUUUAAUCAUUAUGAAAAAAAUGUUGAGAACAAGAGAUGUGUUCCUACUCGACUCUUGAGAUAUAUUCCUAUGUGCCUUUGAACAAUUUAAUGCGUCUUCCUAAUGUUUUAUGUAUUUGUACCAUUGGAUUUUCAGUUUGUGAAUGGAUUUUCAUGACUGUUUUUGAUUUCUAAAUUAAGGUACUGUAUUGUGCAGUUUUAAGUAUCUCAAGGUUAAGACGUCUAAUUAUUUUUAUACAAAAAUGUAUAGAGGAAAAAAACUUCACAAAACUUAAACCAAAGAAGUGGAACACUACUUUAGUGAGUGUGUGUCAUAUAUACAUAACACACAUACACAAGUAAGCCUAAUUAGGCUUAACUUAAACUUGUUAAAUGCUGUCGAGUUGGGUGGCUUAUCCAUUCGGGAAUAUUUCAAAACUCUAUUUUUUCUUAAGAAUUUAACUAUUACAGUUAAUUACUGAAUAAUUGUUAAAUGAGUGAUAUAUUUUGACAAAAGUUUAAAACAGUCCGUAUUAUUAAGCAUACAGAGUCGUAAGCAAGAUUUAAACUUAGACAAAUAUGUUAUAGGCUUUUUUUUAUUGUUGCAGUAAACAUUCAUGCGUUGUUCUCGCAUAAUUGUGCUCAUUGUGGUCAAUGGAUGUUUUAUGCUUAGUUUUAAGAAUUGAUGUAUACGUGUGGGGAGUGUAAGACAAUAAAAAUCAUGUCACCAUAAAGCAUUAAAACGGAUUCUAGAGAUGUGAUAGCACAGAUUCAUUAGGUAAUACUUUUAUGAAAUUAGUUUUUGUAGAUAUUUCAAAAAGCAAGAGUAUUGUUUUAUGUUAUGGAUGUUUUAUUUGGUUUAGAGUAGUUAAGAAUUUAGUCUGUUCUUAUCAAUAGCUCUAAUACUAGGCGUGGGUGUAUUUGAAAAAUGUUAUAUAUGUUUCGACAAAAUGCCCAACUUGGUAAUGAAACGUGUUUUUUUUUUUUUUAAUAUUAUGACCGGUCUUUUUUAUUUAUUAGUUUUGCUGUGAGGAAUAAAUUGCAUAACUUAGCCAGCUGUUGCGUAGGUGUGCUGUAAAUACAUAUGAUAAAUCUUGUAUUCCUAUACUUUUAUUUUAAAUCUUACGUUUCAAUUUCAGUAGAAUUAAAAAAUAUCACACUACUUAAAUUUUUAGUGCAUAAAAGAAUUCGAUGUUGUGCUCAAUCACAAAUGGAGUAGGAUUUAGUGCCUUUGCUUAUCUAAAGUAAGUUGUAAAAAAAUUUUAUAUAUAUAAGCUUUAAAAAGCUUUAAGUAAUCAUUUUCAGACAAUAGUUUAAGUUCAUUUAAAACAUUGAAAUUUGAAAUAAAGAAAUUUUCAGAUUUA
This is a messenger RNA of Limulus polyphemus (Atlantic horseshoe crab), 4528 nucleotides long. RefSeq names its product ETS-like protein pointed. The record is from RefSeq and is a predicted model, not a curated record. Gene Ontology annotation, cellular component: nucleus. The transcript has 7 exons. Gene Ontology annotation, biological process: regulation of transcription by RNA polymerase II; cell differentiation. Gene Ontology annotation, molecular function: DNA-binding transcription factor activity, RNA polymerase II-specific; sequence-specific DNA binding. Lineage: Eukaryota; Metazoa; Arthropoda; Merostomata; Xiphosura; Limulidae. The coding region runs from base 690 to 2054 and encodes 454 amino acids.